GAAGGGGGGGCGGUUCAAUUGAAUGCCGUGAAGACCGACGGUAUACAGGGUGUAUGUUUGUUUGUGUUGGUCGGCUUCAUUGUCGCGGUAAGCGUGUUGUGGGGUCAGGUAAGACGAUCAAGAUUAUCGCCUUUUCGGCGGAAUGAGUUGCCAGUAGGAUGCUUCUUCGGAGCCCGCAAUGAGCUCGGCAUCAACAAAUUCGGAUGCUGUACGAAUGCCAACGACGUCAUCUGCGGCGCUCAUUUUUCUUUUCUGCCGUUUUAGCUCUGAUAUACACAAAGAUGCUUGGUCAGCGUAUUUCCAGCGGACAAUGGCUUCCACUUCGUCCUUGCGGUAAUCAAUGUACUGGAUGCAGACAUUGUCCUGCUUGGCUUGCUUCAUCAGAUGCACCAGAAAUGCUUGGAUGUUGGACUUCGUAGUCAAGGGAUGAAGGUUGCACAGUCGUGUGAGAAGUCCCUUAGGAUAAUUGGAAUCCAAGGAAGGAUUUUCGUGAUGGGGCGACGGCUUUGUUGGGUCGGGUGAUGGAGACAAAUUGGAAUUACGAACGAGAGCUCCCUGGUUUCUUCGGGCUUGGCUCUGUUGCAAGCGUUGGGUAGCUCGCUUACUGUCGCCAACGAUACAGUCAAUGUACAUCUCCUCACGCAGUGUCCACUCUGCCCGAGACAAAAGGGUAAAGCCUGAAGGCGCUUGAACAUGGUUCAGUUGCUCUUGAGUAACUGACUUCCAGCACUCGACAAAGGCAUAACCUUCUGGGGUCGAGAUGAGUUUUGUAAAGGGAAGCCAUUGCCGCAUAACGGGUCGUAGCACACCCAGAAGAUGCAUCGGUUUUGCUGACAUUGUCGCGGGGAAUGACUCUACGUAGACAAUUCUGUCAAACAUACUCGCAGUAGGCCGAGAGGGAAAGGCUUCGUUGCGAUGAACAUGGAAAGUAUUCUCGUCGAACGAAAAGAAACUGCUUUUCGACGCUUUUAGGGCAGCAGAGAGUGUUUUUUGUGUAGGUGCCGGCUUCACUGAAGCCCAUUUUUGCUCAUCGUCAUCAAGAAGUAAUGUCGAGAUGUGGAAGUUAUCUUGGUCAGGAUUCUUCAUAAACUGGAGCUCAACUGCACUGAGAACUGUAUCUUGAAAAACUUGUGACAAGUCAUUUUUCUCCGUUUUCUGUGUAGCAGUCUUAAUGGUGUGUGUCACGUCCGGUGCUUCUUUCAAUGGUUCUUUUCUUGAUGGAUGUAUGGGAAUUUCAUAAACAACAUCAGGUACCGGCGCCUCCUUAGCAGGCGGUGCAUUUUCCGCAAACUCUUUUGACGGCAAAGGGCGUUUCCGUUUAAUUUGACGUGGAACGAACAUACAAGCGCACCAGUUUAGUCAAAGACGUUUGGAGUGUCUGACGCGUCCAGUCUGUUGCUGUUUGUUUACAUCGUGCUUAGCAACGUGACGCGUCUUUUUCGCUCACCACCCGUAACAAGGUUCUGGGAUGGUUUACCACGUGGCGGAAUAGGUGACGCCGUCCAUUGCUGCCGCUACGCAUUCUGUUCCGCGGUUAUAUACUCCACCUCCGCGGCAAAUCCACGGUGCAAGUCCCAAGUUUGGUAACCUUCAGACUCGCGUGUCUCGACAGCUCGCAACCACGGCGGUUUCUGUAUCUCUGUUUUUUUGUUUUACUUCGUAAAAAAACGUGUGGACAGCAUGUCUAAACGAAAAGACUUUGAAGAGGACGAAUAUGUGGAUCCGAAUGAUAUUCUGCAUUUUGUCAAUCUUGGUGCUGGAAAUGAGGUCGGUAGAAGUUGUCACAUAAUCCAAUUCAAGGGUAAAACGAUCAUGUUGGAUGCAGGUAUUCACCCUGCUUAUUCUGGUUUUGCUGCUUUACCUUUCUUUGAUGAAUUCGAUCUUAGCACAGUAGACAUCCUUCUGAUUACUCACUUUCAUCUUGACCAUGCUGCAGCUCUGCCUUAUGUUAUGCAAAAGACUAAUUUUCGAGGCCGGGUUUUCAUGACUCAUCCCACAAAGGCUGUCUGUAAAUGGCUUCUUUCUGAUUACGUUCGUGUCAGUAAUGUUGGCGUGGAGGAUCAACUGUACGAUGAAAAGGAUUUAGCUGCUGCCUUUGAGCGCAUGGAAGCUGUGGAUUAUCAUUCUACUAUCGAGGUUGAGGGUGUCAAGUUUACUCCAUUUCAUGCCGGUCAUGUUCUUGGAGCGUGUAUGUAUUUUAUCGAAAUUGCUGGCGUAAAGCUUUUAUACACAGGUGACUUUUCUCGGGAAGAGGAUCGUCAUUUAAACAUCGCCGAAGUUCCACCUCAGAAACCCAACAUUUUAAUUUCAGAAUCAACAUAUGGUACUGCUUCACAUCAACCGCGAUUAGACAAAGAAGCACGUUUGCUGAACCUCGUUCAUACCACCGUGCGCAAUGGCGGUCGUGUUCUUAUGCCAGUUUUUGCUCUAGGCCGUGCUCAGGAAUUGCUUCUUAUCCUUGAUGAGUACUGGCAUAGCCAUGCGGAACUUCGUUCCGUUCCCAUUUACUAUGCAUCAUCACUUGCUCGAAAAUGUAUGGCUGUAUAUCAAACCUACAUCAAUAUGAUGAAUGACAAGAUUCGGAAAGCAUUUGCUGAGCGAAACCCCUUUAUCUUCCGUUACAUUAAAAGUCUUCGUAGUAUCGACAAAUUCGAUGAUAUUGGUCCAUCUGUUAUUCUUGCCAGUCCUGGUAUGUUGCAGAACGGUGUUUCACGUACACUCUUGGAACGGUGGGCGCCAGAUGCUAGAAAUACACUGCUGUUGACAGGUUACUCUGUUGAGGGAACAAUGGCCAAGCUUAUUGCAAAUGAACCUAUCGAAAUCACAACUUUGUCUGGACAAAAGAUUCCGCGCCGAAUGACAGUUGAGGAGCUGUCAUUCGCAGCACAUGUUGAUUACAUUCAAAAUUCCGAAUUCAUUGAUGCUGUUAACCCGGACCAUAUUAUUCUGGUUCACGGUGAACAAACAAAUACGGGACGUCUAAAAAGCGCUUUGAUGAGCAAAUAUCACAACAAAAAAAUGGAUGUGAAGGUGUACAAUCCAAAAAAUUGCGUUCCUCUUGAACUUCAUUUCAAGGGUGAUCGUAUUGUUAAGGCUCUCGGUAACAUUGCCAUAAAGAAAGCGAAGGAGAACGACAUAGUCAGUGGUAUUCUUGUUCAGAAGGAUUCCAUCUUCAAGUUAAUGGUCGCUGAAAAUCUUCGUGACUUUAGUGAUUUAACGACCACGGUUGUGAUGCAGAAACAAGUAAUUCCCUUUUAUGCCAACUUUUCGCUGGCGAGAUAUCACCUUGAGCAGAUGUUCGGCAAUAUAAAAGAAACGCGCAACAAACAAAACGAGGUGCAGUAUGUUGUAAUGGAUGCUGUUACUAUCACACAAACAGCAUCUAGUAAGCUCGUUUUGGAAUGGGUGGGGAACGUUAUGAAUGACACAAUUGUGGAUUCUGUUAUUGCUAUUUUGCUGGGUGUUGAAAGCAGCCCGGCAUCUGUAAAAAUCACAAAACAAAAGUGUACCCAUCAUCACGACACUGUUGAGGAUCGUGUAGAACGACUCAUUCUAUUUCUUAAAGCACAAUUUGGUGAUUCUAUUACGCGGACUGAGUCUGGUGUUGACAUCAAAUUUGAUAAAUUUAGUGCGAGCAUCAACUUUUCCAAUAUGUCUGUUCAAUGCGAAAGCGAGGUUUUAAAGACUCGUAUUGUGCACGUGUUGUCUCGUGCUGUUAGUACAAUUCUUCCUUUUGUUGAACCGGAUCAAUUAGAGUCUAUGGAAAACGAAAGUUCAGCACAGAAUGAUGACAACCCCAAAAAAAUAGAGGAUAAAUCUAAACAAGGCGUGGCUGAAUACAAUCCUGCCGAAACGGCUACAGAUUCAAGCUCACAGGACGCAGCUUCGACUGUAGACAACGAGGACGAAGCAACCACAAAGUCAGACAACUCGACGAGUAGUAAUGAAGACAAAACGGAAACAAAAAUGGAUGAAGAUGACCCUUCGACUUCACCUCCGUCUGAGCAAAAUGCAUCGUUACAGGACGAUGAAAAAGAUCAGUCGAUGCUGAGCACAGUUAAGACAGAACCUGAACAAGAUUGAGAAAAUCCAUGCAUAAAGACGAAGCAUGUAUGCUUCUGCAAAAAUUCUCUGUUGUGUUAAUUAUGAAUGCUAAUCUCUUCUUUCCCUUUUUUGUUCCUUUUUUAUGCGUUUUCUCUUAAUGAUAUAAAAUGAAAUACAAUACAAUUACAAAAAGCAGUGAUGGAAAUGUAUGAAGUUGAG
Schizosaccharomyces japonicus yFS275 is the source of this 4263-nucleotide messenger RNA. RefSeq names its product mRNA cleavage and polyadenylation specificity factor complex subunit Ysh1. The coding region runs from base 1681 to 4083 and encodes 800 amino acids. The record is from RefSeq and is a predicted model, not a curated record. Gene Ontology annotation, cellular component: mRNA cleavage and polyadenylation specificity factor complex; nucleus. Lineage: Eukaryota; Fungi; Ascomycota; Schizosaccharomycetes; Schizosaccharomycetales; Schizosaccharomycetaceae. The transcript is spliced from 8 exons.